CUUGUGUGUGAUCAUCAGGCGGAGGAAAUCCACAGCUCGAAGCAAAGCACGCCUAAACUUCCCCCUUCACUUUGUCUGAGGUGCUGAGUUUGAAUUCGGACGCUUGGGAUGAUGCACUUGCAUUCAGACGCUGCUGUUGCUCCUCCUCGACAGGCUGUUCGAUUCAAGAGUGUAAAAGGACUCAACCGGAAACAAAACUUUUUUCUUCGUACUUUUUUUCUCUCUGAGGCAAAAGAGGAAAAAGAGACGACCCUUGGUGUCAUAAACUGCAUGGUUCCUUAUUUUCUUCACUUACGGGUGCUGUUGGAAAUGUGUCAGCUGCAGACCAACAGGGGAAAAGUAAACGCUUUCUGGAGAGGAUAAGUCCGACGUCGAGUGAGUUUUUUGGCCAGUCGACACUCACAUAACGGAUUCUGGUCCCUGAUCAUGGAAGAUGGUGUGAAAGAGGACCCAGCCCAGUGUAAAGAGCCAAAGUUCCUGGGUAAGGCUGGCUGGGUGAAGAAGGCCCCUGGCAGACUGUUGGCGAGCUAUAAGGACCGCUACAUCCAUGUGGAGAAGACAGAGAUUGUGGUGUAUGAAAAUGAGGACCUGCAGAACUGCUUGGAGAGGCUUGACCUAGAAAACUAUGAUAAAUGUCAUGACUUAAAGAGCCCCUUCAAGAAGAAGCACAGACUGAUACUGAUUCGAUCGCCCAAGUCUGGAAAUAAGGUCCAUGAUGUGAAGCUUCAAGCUCCGACGGUGGAGGAGAAGGAGGCUUGGAUUAAAGCAUUGAGUGAUGGCAUCAAUCGAGCAAAGAACAAAAUCUUUGAUGAGGUGAAGGUUGAUGAAAGCAGCAACUUGGAGCAUGUUACUCGAACAAGGCCUAAAGCGAACCGUAACCGGCGGCCACCGACCAGGAUACACAUGAAAGAGGUAGCCGUUGUGUCGUCUGAUGGUAUCCUUCGUUUGGAUCUUGACCUUGAGGAUGCUGUAAUGCCUAAUGGGACCAAUCAUGCCAGUGUUGAUGGCACUGAGACCCCCAAAGAGGCCGUCAAAGUCCCAAAGCCACCGUCCAAUGCCAGCGAAGCUACAGAGAAACAAUCAAGUGUUGAGUGGGAGGCUCAGGCUGAGCCAGAGGUCAGUCCCCAGAAAAAGGUCAUCAAACCUCCCAUGCCCCCUACUAAAGAGGCUAAACCCAGUUCAACACCUGAAGAUGAACCUGAUAAUGAUGAUGGCACAGAGAAAAAGGUCGUGAAGCCACCUAUGCCUCCAUCUAAAGAAGCCAAACCCUGUGUUUCACCUGGUGAAGAAGCUACAGAGGAGGCCAAAGCUGAGAUGUCUCAAAAGAGUCCUGAUACCAGUAAAAAGACAGUUCCACCACCUACCCCUCCUAACAAACCCAGCUCCAGCAGCUCAGUGAGCAACCUUGUAGAUGCCUCACAGUCCAGGCCAAACUCUUACCCUCCUACCCCUCCAUGCAAAGAGAAGAAACCCGGCCAGCCUGUUGUGGAGACGGACCCAGAGGUUCAAGGCACAACUGAUGAGAAUAAGGAGAAGGGUGAAAACAAUAAGAAGGAGGUGACAGGAACAGCUGUGGAAACAGAGGAGGCAGACCAGUCGAUAUCUGAAGAAGCUGUACCUAGUGUCAGAGAAUCUGAGGGUCCCAGCGCAGAAGGACAAGCUGUUCAGUCCGACACUCAACACACAGAAGAUAACACCAAUAUAACGCAGCCAAACAAGAGACAGCACCCUGCUGCGUUGUUGCAUACAGGCACAGAUACCUCAGCAAGUUCUCAAGCAGAAGAGGCACUAUCCAAGAGUGAAGUCCCCACAGUAGUUGUCUCUUUGAAUGACCCGGCCACUGACAGCCUCAGCCUCAGUCCACUGCUCUGUCACUUGCCCGGGGAGAAAAAAAAAAAGGCAGAGGAGAAAUCUGUCGACAGCGGUCAGCACUCAGACGAUGACAGCGAAGGCUCUGUCACUGAAGACGCACUGGCGGCUUCCACAGCUGCGCUGAGAGGAAGCAACACUGCUCUGGAAGCGUUGGACACCAGCGAGGAUGACAUUCAGGUCUCUGUUCCUUUAAGGCCGACACCCGCUGCAACCAAGCCUCAGGUUAGAUCAAAGGUCUUUGCCGGUCAGUGUUCAGGGCCCACUCCUCCUCUCAAACCCACAACCAAGGUCAGGUCAUCCUCCAUUGGAGAUCUGCUGUCUGACUCUUCAGUCUGUAUUCACGUGAGUAAGCAUACCAGAGCUGUGACUGGAAGGGACAGUGCUCCUAGCGAUGAUGUCAUGAAACUUGAAGCUGAAGUGGCUCUGGAGAUGGAAAAGACAAGUGAGCUCCUGAGCAGAGUGUCCCAGGCCCAGAGGGGAAGUGACAGGGAGGGCAUGCCAGAGGAUCUGCUGGCCAAGGCUAUGGAGAAGCUGAAGAAGGCAGAUCAUGUCCUCAGGGAGAUAAAGAAACUUAAACUUGCAAAGAACUCGAGCAACAGGAAGAGCUGGUGAAUGUCACUCAUAGCAGAUUGACUUGGAAUGACCAGUCGCUAAACCUCUCUCCUGAACAGUGAUUGUCCAGUCAUAGCUUAGCAACAGCUGACCUGUCAAGAUUUGGUAUUUCUCCACAUAUAGUACAGUUUGCAUGAGGCUGAAGUAAAUGUGACAUUCGGUAUACAAAGAGUUUGUAAACCACAUACAUAUAUUGGCGUCUUUUUUUGUUGUUACCAAAACCAGAAAUCCAGAAAGAGCACACACGUGUAAGCAAAGGAUCAAGCUGUGUGUUUUCUGCUCUUACGUAUGUUCCACUUGUUAGCCCCAGCUAACUAGCGUACUACCUGCAGUAGUUUGUACCACAGUAGCUUGUAUGGUUAGAGGCUACAAAGAACCAUUCACCACUAGCACAUCCAGCAUGUAAUAUUUCCAAACUGUGUCCUGGAUGCUAUCAGAGUUUAGGCUAACGUUAGCGGCUCUGUCCUGCUCUUCAUUGGAAAUGGUAAAGUUUACACUCCAGCAACCCCCACCAACGUUACCCAGAGACAGUGUUCUGUUUGCCAAAUACAUCCUUUAAGCUUAAAGAUUCUUACAGCUUAAUCCGAGAGAGUGUUUUCGAUGAAAUCAUGGACCUAAAAUUAGCCUGUUAAGCUAAUAAAUUGUUGACAAUUCAGAGGGUAAAUUGACAGUAUACGGCUAAAAAUAAGAAGCUACUUUUGUCUUCCUCUGUCUGAAAGCAAAACCCCACUGGUUCAAAAAUGACUAAGAAUUCCAAAUGAUAAAAUCAAUACAGGUAUCACUGCAAACUGCGUAAGUGCUGAGUGAGAAUAGGAAGUCUGACAGGCGCUGAAACGUUAGGUAAGGGAGUCAGGUUUUAGCAAACGGUCAAUUAUUGGACUUUUGGCAAAAUGACAGAAGUCUCAAAUUUUGGAGUUAGUUGUGCAGCACAUGCAGCUGGUCACUUAUAAUUAACAAGUGCAAUUAUUUCUAGUUUAACUUUCUCUGCAGCUGAAAGUAAUGCUUAAUGUUCUAAUGUGCAUUGUUUAUUUUUUUGUUAUAUAUGAAAUAUUGGACAUUUUCAAGACUAAUUACUUGAAAGUGACUUUCAGAAUUAAUAAUAUAAUGACAAAGCAGUACUGUCAAUAUAAAGAACAUACACAAAACUAACAAGUGUUAAUACCAAAUUACACAGUUGUUUUAAUAGUUUAUUUUGUGGAUUUAAGAGGUUUUUGCUCCUAUUUUCAUAUUUUCGAUAACAUAUUCUUCUAGCAGUUUACAUGAGGGACAUACUUUAUUAUUAUUUUACUACAGCAUAUGGUGUUUAUUGUUGAAGAGGAAAGAUGCACCAACAUAGCUCAGGAGUUUUCUGAAAUUAAUGUUUUCAGACUAAUUAUGUGAUUAAAGUGAAAUGAACAACUGCUUCUCUACAUAGACUGAUUACAGUUUUGUUAUUAAUAAUUAGUUUUUCAUACUGAUAUUGUACAUAGCACAGAACAAAGAGCGUGUAGCAGCCCUUUUGGCUAUCCCUAACCUCUGUUACAAUUCAAUUUUACAUUAUUUUUUUAGAGGGAUAUGUGUUUGUCUGUUUCUCACAAUCUGAAUCAUGAAUUUCCCCUAUUCUUUGUGCAAUGCUUUGUUAAAAUAUGUGAUGGUAGUUUUUAAGACAAUUUCAAAUAUGCCAUGCCAUUUAGAGUAUGUAAGUAUAUUUUUAACAUUAGAUAUACUUUUGUGCUCUUUGGUAAGAUUUGCUAUUGCCCAAAUAAACAAAGGGAAAUGA
This is a messenger RNA of Micropterus dolomieu (smallmouth bass), 4243 nucleotides long. RefSeq names its product pleckstrin homology domain containing, family O member 2 (gene plekho2). NCBI's taxonomy places the organism in Eukaryota, Metazoa, Chordata, Actinopteri, Centrarchiformes, Centrarchidae. Bases 427 to 2484 code for a protein of 685 amino acids. The record is from RefSeq and is a predicted model, not a curated record. Gene Ontology annotation, biological process: macrophage apoptotic process. The transcript has 7 exons.